AUCGGUGUCAGUGGUUCGAAGCGUAACCUCAAAAGGGAGUUCUUUUCUACGAGUGUGUUUCACUUAUUUACACGUGUUUUGAGAUGGCCCCGACCAAGGAAAAGGCCGCCGCGGCCAAAAAGGGCGAAAAAACAGUGAAAAAGUCCGCCGGUGCCAAGACCGGGUCGCUGACCGAUGGAGUCCGUCGUUAUUUGAAGCGCAAGCAACGUGUGCAGAAGAAAUUGUUCUCCCUGAAGAAUGUGAAGCGAGUGCGUGCCGAAAAGCCGAAGGUCGCCAUUACUGUUGUGAAGAAGAUCGGCGGUGCUAAGAAUGGAGGUGAGCGCACGGUUCUCCUGAAGAAGAACAAGAGCUUCUUGCCAACCAAGUCCCUGGUCAGGAAGCGCUCCGGAAAGAAGUGCUUCCGCAACCACAAGCGCAACAUCCGCAAGACGCUGAAGAAGGGUAAGAUCCUGAUCCUGUUGGCCGGUCGCCAUAAGGGAAAGCGUGUCGUCCUGCUGAAGGCCCUGAAGUCCGGAUUGCUCCUGGUCACUGGACCAUUUGCCUUGAACAGCUGCCCGAUGCGUCGUAUCUCCCAGAACUACGUCAUUGCCACCAAGACCCGGGUCAACCUGAAGGACUACAAGGUACCGAAACACAUCAACGAUACCUACUUCCGUCGCCAGCCCAAGAAGAAGAACUCCCGGACCGAGCGUGACAUCUUUGCCGAGAAGGUCGAGAAGUACGUUCCGUCGGAGCAGCGCAAGACCGACCAGAAGGCCGUCGACGAUGCCGUGCUGAAGGCUAUCAAGAAGCACAAGGACGGCAAAGUGGUCCAGCGUUACCUGAAGUCGAUGUUCUCGCUCCGGUCGAACCAGUUCCCGCACCGUAUGCAGUUCUAAGGAGGUCUGUCUCAACAGUUCAAGGAAGAUCGUUUAUAAGGUUUAAUUAUAAAGAAUUUGUCACCAACAGCAAGAACACUGGAUUGUUUCCUGGUAUGGAGAAAUACAUUUGAAGAUCGCUAUCUUUAAAAGUGAAAACUUACGACUGAA
This is a messenger RNA of Aedes aegypti (yellow fever mosquito), 1028 nucleotides long. RefSeq names its product 60S ribosomal protein L6 (gene RpL6). Bases 84 to 878 code for a protein of 264 amino acids. NCBI's taxonomy places the organism in Eukaryota, Metazoa, Arthropoda, Insecta, Diptera, Culicidae. Gene Ontology annotation, molecular function: structural constituent of ribosome; RNA binding. The record is from RefSeq and is a predicted model, not a curated record. Gene Ontology annotation, biological process: cytoplasmic translation; ribosomal large subunit assembly. Gene Ontology annotation, cellular component: cytosolic large ribosomal subunit; ribosome. The transcript has a single exon.